Messenger RNA from Pollicipes pollicipes, 3259 nucleotides. RefSeq names its product gastrula zinc finger protein XlCGF57.1-like. The transcript is spliced from 11 exons. Gene Ontology annotation, cellular component: nucleus. Bases 327 to 2666 code for a protein of 779 amino acids. Gene Ontology annotation, molecular function: RNA polymerase II cis-regulatory region sequence-specific DNA binding; DNA-binding transcription factor activity, RNA polymerase II-specific. NCBI's taxonomy places the organism in Eukaryota, Metazoa, Arthropoda, Thecostraca, Pollicipedomorpha, Pollicipedidae. The record is from RefSeq and is a predicted model, not a curated record. Gene Ontology annotation, biological process: positive regulation of transcription by RNA polymerase II.
GAUUGGGGUAAAUUCCGCGGAUAGCGGCAGCCUUCAUGCAAAAAAGUGGUGAUCUGUGGGUGUAGUUUUCAGUCCGUCUGGUGCUUCGAAGAUAUGACUGAGUUCUUUCGCCGAGUGCUGUGAUUCUUUUUACCUUGGCCCCGUACAUUUUUAUGGUUCUUGAUGCUGCUUGAUGCGCAGUAAUGUGACCGCGCACAGUAAUGGCGCCGGUGUCGCGGAUGCUGUGUGUUUGCGGCGGUUGGAUGUUCGGUGUCGUAAUUGGUUAAGUUCCAAGCUAUGGUUGAAAAGUUUUGAAGUUAGGCACUGAUCAACAAGAGUUCAAGGGAAUGGCUGGCUCCGAGGACCUGAGCAAGCCACGCUUGAAGAAGCAUGCCCAGCAUACAGGCCAGUAUACAGGCACCAGUCAGAUCAAGAGAUGCUCAGUGGUGCUCACACCAUUGCCAGCAUCCAUGUGUCUAAAGGAGACUGCAUCACAGAGAAGCAGUGCUACCCGCCUCCAAAAUGCCCAAAAAGCAACACACCUUUGUGAUCGUCCUCCUUCGCCACCAUAUGACUUUCCAGGAUUCAAAAGCCAGGAAAUCUUUAAACCAUAUGAAGUGCUGACUGGGAGCUACCAGUCACUGCCGCAUGGUGGAGAUGCUGAUACUAGGGAUACUACGGAUACUACCCAGUUCAUGUGUGGUUUCGCAAUGCCAACAAUCCACAGGCCAUCAGUUCUAGACGCUUCUCGCGAUAUUAAGCCUGAUCCGUCGGUAUCGUCCACUUCAAAUGAGGAUCCACUUAAAGCAGCUAAUGGCUUGUCAUCUAGCACCUCAGUUUCAGAGAUGGGCACUGAUCAACAAGAAUUCAAGGGAAUGGCCAGCUCUGAAGACCUGAGCAAGUCACACUUGAAGAGGCAUGCCCAGCAUGCAGGCAAACAUAGGGUCACCAAUGGCAUCAAGAGAUGCUCAGUGGUGCUUAUACCCUUGCCAGCAUCCAUGUGUGUAAAGGAGACUUCCACAGGAGACAGGAGAAGUGGUGCUGCCUGCCGCCUAAGUGCUCAUGGAGCAACACACAUUUAUGUUUGUCCACCUUCGCCACCAUAUGACUUUCCAGGAUUCAAAAGCCAGGAAGUCUUGAAACCAUAUGAAGUGAUGACUGGGGGUUACCAGUCACUGGCAUGUAUUGGAGAUGCUGAUGCUAAGGAUACUACGCAGUUCAUGUGUGGUUUGGCAAUGUCAACAAUCCAGAGACCAUCAGUUCUAGGUCCUGAUGUCGCGCAUGAUGUCAAGCCUGAUCCGCCGGCAUCGUCAUCUCCACGACUGGGCGUCGUCAGCGCUGUUGGUGGCUCGGCUGGGGUAUUAGACGCUCCUCAUGAUAUCAAGCCCGAUCCUUUGGCAUUGUCGGCUUCAGAUGAGGAUCUACUGAAAGAAGCUGAUGGCUUCUCAUCUCGCACGGCAGAUGCUGUUUUCUUGUGUUGUGAAUACUGCAAGUUCGAACGUUCCGAUCAAGAUGGUGUCUCAGAGCAAGUAAAAUGCCAGCACCAAGACAGGUCGCAUGGCUCGGCCUUUCCGGAUCAGCGGAUUGUUUCAAGCAAGCAUUGCGUGCAAAGUCAGGCUGAAAAGUCCGACCGCUCGAUGAGGUCAACAUUUUGCAACAUUUUGUUCGAGCGAAGCGAUACCACCGCGUUGCAUGCUCAGAUUCACACAGUCCGGAAGCCAACUGAUCACGGGAACCACGUCGACAGCAAACCGCUCAGGUGCAAAGUCUGUGGGGAGUUACUGAGAUGCCGUCGUAGUUUGACCGAACAUAGUCGGACGCACACUGGUGAGAAGCUUUCCAAUUGUGAGAUCUGUGGGAAGCUGUUCAGUCGACCUGGGCAGCUUAAUCGGCACCUCCGUACUCACACAGGUGAAAAUCCGUUCCGGUGUGAGGUCUGUGGGAAGGCGUUCAGUCGGCAUCAAACCCUGGAUAACCACCUCCGUACUCACACGGGUGAAAAACCGUUUAGUUGUGAGGUCUGUGGGAAAGCGUUCGGUCAAUUUGGGAGCCUUACUCGCCAUCUCCGGACUCACACAGGUGAAAAACCGUUCAGUUGUGAUUUUUGUGGGAAGGCGUUCAGUCUACGGGGGAGCCUCACUUACCACCUCCGGGCUCACACAGGUGAAAAACCAUUCAUUUGUGAUUUUUGUGGGAAGGCGUUCAGUCUACGGGGGGGCCUUACUGACCACCUCCGGACUCACACAGGUGAAAAACCGUUCAUUUGUGAUUUGUGUGGGAAGGCGUUCAGUCUACGGGGAGGCCUUACUCACCACCUCCGCACUCACACAGGUGAAAAACCGUUCAGUUGUGAGUUCUGUGGGAAGGCGUUCAGUCAAUAUGGUACUCUUACUUACCACCUCCGGACUCACACAGGUGAAAAACCGUUCAGUUGUGAGUUCUGUGGGAAGUCCUUCAGACUACAGGGGAGUUUUACUUACCACCUCCGGACCCACUCAGGUGAAAAACCGUUUAGGUGUGAGGUCUGUGGGAAGGCCUUCAUUGUACAUGGGAGACUAACUCAACAUCUCCGGACUCACACAGGUGAAAAACCGUUUAUUUGUGGUGUCUGUGGGAAGGCGUUCAAGCUGAACGGGAAUCUUACGGUCCACGUUCGGACACAUACCAAGGAGAAACUAUUAACUUGACCCAUCGGUAGAAGGUCAUCUACAUGUCGCGACAUGCGUUUGGUGUAGGGUCAAAUUAACCCCUGGAAUGUUUUUUUUUCUCAAAAUAACCCCAACUGUGGGGCCUAGCUGCGAUAUUUUUUCUGUAGACGUAGCUAAUGGAAGCCUAUGGGUAUCAUGGAAUAUAACUCCCCAGAAGUGAGCUGUCAUGCAGGCUUAUCUUUUUGGUGAAUUCGCCGUCUGUAAUCGUAUUAGUUAUUUACUAUACAUGUAGCCAAUAGAAUAGCCGAUCUUUUUGUGCUGAAAAUGAGUUGCAUUGUAGAGGCACGGGGUCGACACUCCGUCGUACGGGUCACCAAUAGGUGGCGCUAACGAAUGUUGUUUGGCGUGUGACAUGGUGCGUCGUGGGAGAACUGUGUGUGUCUGCAUAGCUUCGCUGCACUGUUAAUGUUGGGUAAUGAUAUGAGUGAUAUGCCUAUCACAGAACGGUUGCUAGUAUAGCUAUUGUUUGGCCGCUUAUGGCAUAUUGACUACCAUAACUAGGCAGAUGUUUGCUGCCGUCAAAUGAUGUAGUCGAACCGAGCCAUAUCGAUAAUAUAUUGUGCGCAACCUGA